AUGGAUGCUAGCAAAGAGAAACCUUCCAUUGAGAACAUUGAGUUCGAAGGUGGCAAAGACAUCAACGACAACAUUCAGCAGGCAAAUGGAGACAUCGUCCUUCUUUCUGGAUCAGAUGAAAUCCGAAAGAUCCCUGUCCCGACAGAUGAUCCCAACGAUCCUUUGAACUUCAGCACCUUGAGAAAAUGGGGAAUUGUCGUCACCUGCUGCUGGUUCUCCAUUUUCUCACUCAUUGCAGUAUCCGGAACUGGAGCUUUUAUGGCCACUCUCUAUGGAAUGUACAUUCCUCAAGGCCAUACUCCAGAAGAGGUCACUGGACUCAGCACUUACUCCACCAUGGUUAUGGCCUUUGGUUGUCUUGGGUUACUACCACUGGCGUUUAUUUUCGGUCGUAGGCCAGUCUUCCUGUUCGCAGUUUUGUUGUGCUUUGUCACAAACAUCACUGCUGCUACAGCCAAGGAUUUCAACGCCCAUCUCAUUAGCCGAAUUUUCCUCGGCAUUGGUACAGGCGCCACCGAGUCGCUGCUUCCCUUGAUCCUCUCAGAUGUCACAUUCCUCCACGAGCGGAGCUUCUACUUUGGCCUGUACUGGUCUGUCCAGAACUGUGUCAAUGCAGGACUCCAGAUUUCCAAUUCGUACUUGGUGGCUGCUUCUUCGUGGCGCAUGUUCUAUUGGUUCUUUGCAGUGACACUAGGUCUGUCCACACUUCUCGUUGUCUUCUUGGCUCCUGAGACGAAAUUUCAGCGUUCACCAACUUUGUUGAACGGCCAGGUCAUCUACACGGACGAGUUUGGUACCACACGUAUCGUGACUGAUCCUAUUGCUAUUGCCCAGUACGGUGAGCUCGAGCGAAUUGAGACUCGUAAAAUAGUGAAGAAAUCUUUCGUGCAAGAGCUGAAACCGUGGAGCGAUGUCACGCCGAAUGGCUUCUCAGUGUGGUUGAACGCCUAUAUCAAAAUAGGCAAGGCAGCCACAGCACCUGGCAUUAUCUAUUCGCUGCUGGUGUCUUCUAUCUCCCUCGGCGUGGCCAUUGGUAUCACACUUGUGUACAGCUCUGUUCUGGAGCAGGAUUACGGCUGGAAUGCCAAAUCCGUUGGACUUUUCAAUGCGGGUGUGAUGCCUGCUUGUUUUGCGUCAAUGCUUUACUCAGGAUACUGUGCCGAUAAAAUUAACAUAUGGCUUGCUCGCCGCAACGGUGGUGUUCAUAAGCCAGAGCAUCAUCUGGUCCAUCUCAUCAUCCCAACACUGACUGGCAUCAUUGGAAUUGUCGCUAUCGCAAUUGGCGCACAGUGGCCCGAGAGGUAUAGUGCAUGGGGAAUGGUAAUUGGCUGGGCCAUCUAUGAAUUCUCAUUCACCUGCAUCCUCAUCACAACGACCACCUUCGCCGCUGAGGUCAUUCCCGAAAAUCCUGGUGCGGGAGUCGUGGUUGUGGUUGGUGGAAAGAAUCUGGUGAGCUUCGGAGCCGCCUAUGGCAUCGUGCCAAUGACGCAUGUAUUCUCCUACAUAAAGACUUUUAUGAUACUUAUGGGGAUUUUCAUUAGCAUCUGUCUCCUUGGAAUCCCCGUAUACUUCCUCAAUAGUAAGUGGAGGAAGAUUACAGGCAAGGAGCCUGGCUACAAAACGAGCUACUAA
Molecule: messenger RNA, 1632 nt
Organism: Bipolaris victoriae FI3
Lineage: Eukaryota; Fungi; Ascomycota; Dothideomycetes; Pleosporales; Pleosporaceae
Exons: 4
Coding region: 1-1632 (543 amino acids)
Biological process (GO): transmembrane transport
Molecular function (GO): transmembrane transporter activity
Source: RefSeq, a predicted model, not a curated record